Gongylonema pulchrum is the source of this 1020-nucleotide messenger RNA. NCBI's taxonomy places the organism in Eukaryota, Metazoa, Nematoda, Chromadorea, Rhabditida, Gongylonematidae. The record is from the annotation of a GenBank genome assembly.
AUGUUUCUCUAUUUCAGAUCGACACGCUCAGUUGAAGCACUCACUACGUUUGUCAAACAGCAACUUGCGUCCAGUAUAAAAAGUUUCGGGAAUAAGGAAGAGUUGGAGCAAAAAAUUGAUAAAUCGAAACGCAACAUAAUCGCUUAUUUCGCAAGCAAGGAUACCAAUGAAUUUCAAAAUUUCCAGAAAGUUGCUGCAAUUCUGCGCGAGGAUUGCGCUUUUUGGGUCAGCACUGAUAGCGGCGUGAACUCAGUGGAAGAGAACGUGAUGAAUUUCCGAGAUCCAGAUACUGAAGAUGAACAGAGGUUCACAGGCAGAUUUUCGGACUAUGACUACCUGAAGCAGUGGCUCACUGACAAAUGUAUACCGCUUGUUCGCGAAGUAACGUUUGAAAAUGUUGAAGAGCUUACAGAAGAGGGCUUGCCGUUCCUGCUCUUUUUCAGGAAUCCAAAAGACAAAGAAGGCGACAAAAAGUUCACAGAAUUAGUGAGGAUUUCUUAUCGUGUUAAACGAAAUUUUAGCUCAGUAAUUUCGGAUAUGGAUAAUCUGUACGAGUUGGUCGCAGUCUUCUCAUGGAUGGCAUUUGGCAAGUAUUUGCAGGUAAUGCGCGAACUAUACGACCAGAAAAGUGCGGUUAAUGCUUUGUUGGCAGAUGGACAUAAAUUCGCUCAUCCACUGAAACAUCUAGGGAAAACAGCACAGGACUUACCGGUUCUGGCAAUUGAUUCGUUUCAGCAUAUGUUUUUAUUUGACAAUAUGGAGGAGCUACACGUCCCCGGAAAGCUUCGGCAGUUUGUACUGGACUUGCAUUCGGGGAAAUUACACAAAGAUUUUCAUGAAAAUCUGGACCAGAAAGUGAUGGAUUUGCAAAAAUUAGCACUGGAAAGGCCAGAAAUAUUUGCCGAAGAUGAUGCAAAACCACCGGCUGCUGUUCCUCAAGCUGCGCCCCCUUCUUCUGUGUUUAAAGAAUUGAAACCUUCCGAAAAUCGUUAUUCUUUGCUACGAAAGACUGAAUUGUAA